AUGAGCAACAGAGACCAUGUCUUUACCGUCAACAACAUUUACUCGGUCCUCUGGUGGUCCUCGUUAUUGACCAAUUGCUUUCAAGAGCAUUCUGCAGCGCAUGUCUCUCAUAGGUGUAUCACAUCAGCAACAAGCAACAAUGUUAUGUAUCUUUUUGGCGCUAUCAAGGUUUAUCCGUCGCUCAAGGCUUUCGCCGUAAAGUAUCGCCCCCUUCCUUUGGAGAAACGGCUACUAGAAUUGGUCAUUUUAUCAGUGGCGAUCCCUAUAGCUUUGAAAGACGAUGAUCAGCAUUUGGAUUUGGGUGGGGUUCUCAGAAGCAAGCAAGCGAUCACUGAUAUGAGGAUAUUGGAUCAUCAUACGGAUGUCGUUGUCAAGGAUACCGUUUCCAUGGUUGUGGAAAUCAGCUAUCUGCAACUCGCCUCUUAUUGGUGGAUCAUCAAAGCAACGAUGAGAUCGAGUCGGUCCCAGUGGCACAUUCAGGAUUAG
Lichtheimia ornata is the source of this 486-nucleotide messenger RNA. RefSeq lists its product as uncharacterized. The transcript is spliced from 3 exons. Lineage: Eukaryota; Fungi; Mucoromycota; Mucoromycetes; Mucorales; Lichtheimiaceae. The record is from RefSeq and is a predicted model, not a curated record. Bases 1 to 486 code for a protein of 161 amino acids.